Schistosoma turkestanicum is the source of this 1985-nucleotide messenger RNA. NCBI's taxonomy places the organism in Eukaryota, Metazoa, Platyhelminthes, Trematoda, Strigeidida, Schistosomatidae. The record is from the annotation of a GenBank genome assembly.
AUAUUCAUAUUGGGUUGCUUUUCAAAAUCGGUAUUCGAAGGUCAUGGGUUUGUGUCAGAGACUUGAUAGUCUUUGUCAACCGAAAUGCAGAAAAUGGGUUGGCAUUAUUAUUGGAAUAUUGGAGCUAUUUUGGUUUGGAGGUUAUUACUACGGUUUCAAUUCCCUAAUACCAGCUUGGAAAUCACUAGGAGUAUCUGCAUAUAACUGUAGUACUGAAACGAACGCCUGUUUAUAUAAUGACGCUUUGUUUGGAAAUGGUUUUGUUGUAUGGUUUGUGACACAAAAUUGUCUCAUUUCAUUUGCUGGUAUAUUCAUGGAUAAGGUUGGAUUGAGAGCUUUAAAGUUGGUGGCUGUAUUCAUGUAUUUUGUUGGAACACUAUUGUUUGCCUUUUUAAAUGGUGAUACAGAGCCACUGUAUUAUGUUGCCGGUAUAUUUGUUGCUAUAGGGAGUACUUCAAAUCUAAUAUGCAAUCAACAUAUCACUUCAAUGUUUCCUAAACGUAGGGGGUUCGGUAUAUCUCUCCUGUCUGGAGCUUUUGAUUCAAGCACACUAAUAGCGUUCAUACUUUCUGAAACAUACACACAACUCUCAUUGCAGAAAUCUUUCAUUAUUAUUGCAAUUGUUUCAAUAUGUGUUGGUCUAUUUAUGGGCAUAUUUAUUUUGACCACAAGAUCGGAUGACAUGAGAAAAUUUGCAAGCAACUUUAAAGAUUCUGUAACACGUGAUGAGGACGAAGGUGAUCAGGAAAGACUAUCACAAGAAUGUUUCGAGGAUGAUAAUAAAAACAAGUUAUCAUCAGACAAAGAGUUAAAAAUGACUGAAGUAUCUAGAAAAAUCACCAUGAUUAUCGAUCGACGUUAUCAAUCUAUAAAAGAUUGCAUAAUAUCUUUACCAUUCUUGCUUAUUACAAUAUGGUUUAUGCUUGGAUUAUUUCGGUUUUCAACAUUUCUUGGACAAUUACAACGUACCAUAAAUGAAUCAUUCCCGAACGAUAUAACAACAAUUGAUCAUUUAUUACAAAUUUCAUCAGCAUUUUCAAUGUGUGGCUUUUUAGCCGCUCCAAUUACCGGUUUCAUACUGGAUGCAUCACAAGCUUAUUGUAGACGAAAAAUCAUGCAAAAUACUGAUGAGAAUAUAAAUCAACAGCAAAAUGCAAAUCAAAUUUAUUAUACACAUAUAUUUGGUUUAGCACCUGCUUUACUUGUCAUGGCAUUUUGUGCUAUGUUUGUAAGCUGUUUAAUAUUUAUACCAAAUCGUGUGGCUUUUUAUUUUGCAUUCUUAUUUUUUGUUAUGCUACGUUCAAUAUUGUUUAGUGCAUCGGUAGGCUUUUGUUUGACUGCUUUUCCUAUACGUUACUUUGGCACAGUAUGUGGUAUAUUGAAUUCAAUUGGCGGUAUAUUCAGUUUAUUACAAUAUGCAUUUCAGUAUACAAGUAGUGCAGAAAUAGCUAGUAUCAUUAUAACUGUUCUUUCUAUUGGAUUAUUUAUACCACCUAUAAUUUUGUUUAAAAAGAGAGGUUUGUGAAAUAAGAAGGGAUUUUGGUAGCUAGUAUUCUUUAGAUUUUUUUUUUUAAAUUUGUUAUAUUCUUAGUAUCUUUUAAUUUAUAAUUACACCUAAGUCACUGUAUCUUCCUUUUUUUUUUUGAAAAAAAGUCUCAUACAAUUAAAAACACAAACUUUAGAAGUUUUUCAUAGAUAAUCUCAUGAAAUUAGAUAAACUUCUGAGGCUGUGCUGAUUUUGAUGCUUUAUUUUGUUACUUCUUCAUUUUAUGUCAGAAGCGAAAUUUUAAUCACGUUUUUUUGCAGUUUCAUACUUUACAUUUUCUUUUUGCUUAAUUUUUCGGGUGGAAAUUACUUUUAAAAAAAUUUGAAUUAACAGGAGAGAUUUUUUUCAACUUAAAAAUGGUUUGUAUAUUGCAGAACGAUUUUUUGUACAUAUAUGAUGAUUUUUUGUCAAAUAUAACCAGAAUUAUUUGCAUACUUUA